Molecule: messenger RNA, 1389 nt
Organism: Closterium sp. Naga37s-1
Lineage: Eukaryota; Viridiplantae; Streptophyta; Zygnematophyceae; Desmidiales; Closteriaceae
Source: the annotation of a GenBank genome assembly
AUGAUCGACGGCGGAAAUGUGUACCGCGUGUUCUGCGCCAUCGUGCCGCUGUACGUGGGCAUCGGAUCGGGCUUCCUGUCCGUGCGCGUCUUCAAGAUCCUCUCGCCGGACCAGUGCGCGGGAAUCAACCGCUACAUCGCAUUCAUCGCGCUCCCCUCGCUCGUCUUCCAGACCAUAGCCAAGACGGACAUGUUCAAGAUGAACUUCCUCUUCCUGGGCGCGGAUUCCACAGCCAAGCUCUUCGUACUAGUAGUGGUGGUGCUCUUCCUGCUGCUGCGAGUGGCGGCCAAGCACCUCGCCGUUCACAGGGCCUUCCUCUGGUCCGCGUCCCUGUUCAUGCUUGUCUCCAUGCCCAACACUCUUAUCAUCGGAGUACCACUGCUGUCAGCCAUGUAUGGGGAAGAGGCCGGGGACCUCAUGGCACAGAUCGUGGUGCUGCAGUCUGCCAUCUGGAUGCCGCUCACCAUCUUCCUCCUGUCCUGCCAGCAAGCCACCUCCCUCAGCAGCACCCGCCGCGUGCACGACGCCUCCGCCCCCGCCCCCGCCCACGCUCGUUCGAACAGCACCGAUACUGCAGGCACUGGCAGCACUGAUAACCAGGCAAGCAGCACUGCCAACGGCCCAGCAAGCUCUGUUGAUGUCUCUCACGCACAGGCCGGUGCUUCUAUGUCCCAUGGCCAGGUACAGCAGCAGCAGCAGCAGCAGCAGCAGCAGCAGCAGCGGCGGCGCAUGACUCGCCUGGAGAGCAUGCUGCUGUGCAGCUCCUCGUUCAAUGGCAGCUGGUUCAACAGCCGCGGCUUCAAUACAGUCAUGCUCGCAAGCUCCGUCAGUGACAGCUCUGGUAGUGGUUCAGUAGUGAAGGACCAGCAGCAGCGGCAGAAGAAGAAAGAGGAGGAAGAGGUGCAAGGGCAAGUACCAGAGAUGCCAUCGGUAGGGCCAGAGGAAGGGGAGGAGGAAAGGGAAGGGGAAGGGGAGGAGGAGCAGGGUGGUGGCGGUGCUGUGGGUGGUGUGGGCGAAGCUGAGAUGCUGCGCACGUCAGUCAAGAUCAUAGCAGACACGGGUCUUGGCAUGUCCAUGUUCAGCCUCGGUCUCUUCAUGGCCAGCCAAAAGAGUCUGCUCACCUGCGGGGUGUGGCACACUGUGUGGUCGCUCGCCCUCCGAUUCGCCCUCACACCGCUCACCACCGCUCUCUUCGCCUUCCUCUUUGGCAUCCGCGGCAAGCUCUUUCGAAUCAUUGCCAUGCAGUCCGCAUUACCCCCGGGGGUGGUGACUUUCGUGCUGGCCAACGAGUACAAGUCCCACACUGCCAUUCAUAGCACCGGGGUUUGCUUUGGAACAUUAAUAUCCUUUCCCAUACUCAUGGGCUAUUACCUACUCCUGGGAGAGUGA